Seriola dumerili (greater amberjack) is the source of this 1520-nucleotide messenger RNA. RefSeq names its product myelin-oligodendrocyte glycoprotein-like. The transcript is spliced from 4 exons. Gene Ontology annotation, cellular component: external side of plasma membrane. Gene Ontology annotation, biological process: T cell costimulation; cellular response to lipopolysaccharide; positive regulation of T cell proliferation. The record is from RefSeq and is a predicted model, not a curated record. Lineage: Eukaryota; Metazoa; Chordata; Actinopteri; Carangiformes; Carangidae. The coding region runs from base 231 to 788 and encodes 185 amino acids.
AGGACGGAGACUUACUGAGAGGGACAGCAGUGAGUCUCAGGGUCAAAGGUCAAGAGGUGAAGGUGAAGGAAGGGGAGGAGUCUGUCCAGCUGCCCUUCAAGACCACACCUCACCUGUCUGAAGACGUCAGAGUGGAGUGGACGGACAGAGACAGUAGGAAGGUCCAUGUGUAUCAGAACGGUUCUGACAGACCUGAAGAACAGGACCAGGUUUACAGAGACCGAACAGAGAUGAAGGAAGAUCCACUGAGAACUGGAGACCUCAGUCUGACCCUGAAACACCUCACAGUCAUAGACACAGGAGACUACACCUGUAGAGUCUACAAGGACGGAGACUUACUGAGAGGGACAGCAGUGAAUCUCUGGGUCAAAGGUCAAAGGGUGGAGGUGGAGGAGGGGGAGGAGUCUGUCCAGCUGCCCUUCAAGACCACACCUCACCUGUCUGGAUACGUCAGAGUGGAGUGGACGGACAGAGACAGUAGGAAGGUCCAUGUGUAUCAGAACGGUUCUGACAGACCUGAAGAACAGGACCAGGUUUACAGAGACCGAACAGAGAUGAAGGACGAUCCACUGAGAACUGGAGACCUCAGUCUGACCCUGAAACACCUCACAGUCAGAGACAGUGGAUACUACACCUGUAGAGUCUACAAGGACGGACACUUACUGAGAGGGACAGCAGUGACUUUCAAGGUCAAAGAGAGAACUCAGUUCAAAGAUGAAACAGUCGACAUCAGGAACAGAAGCAGCUCCACUGAUUCAACUCCUCUGAUGUCUGAUAAAUCCGUUUGAUUGGUCUGUUGAUCAAUCUGAGUGAUCGAUCUGUUGAUUAAUCAGUUUGAUUGGUCUAUUCGAUCAGUCUGAUUGGUUGGUUGAUCGAUCAGUCUGAUUGGUUGGUUGAUCAAUCAGUCCCCCCCCUCCACUCCUGACAAAAGUCUGAUGUUAUCAGGUGUUAGUGGGUUUUUGACCAGUGGAAAAGGGGCUCUACAUUCUUGGAAAUGGAGGGGAGGGGUAUUCAGUUGGUUGCAAUCUCCAACCUCUCCACUAGAUGCCACUAAAUCCAACAUACUGGUCCUGUAAUGUAAUUUGGAGUAAGGACAUUUAAUGCUUUAAAAAGGAUAAAUAGAAUUUAAAAAUCAAUACAGAACAUUGAUUCUAGCUCAGGAGUAAUUUGUUUAUAAUGAGCUCAUAAUGUGUUCAUAAUAGUUAAAUAAACUGCCUGAUAUUAGUAAAGAUAUCUAACCAACUAACCAAACCCACCCCUCACAUUCUGGAGAGAAAACCACACUGAGCGACAGAGCAAACAGGAAGGAGGUGGGUUUGAUUUGAUUGUUGUUCUCACAUCAGUAAACAACACAAUGAAGAACACGUCUCUUCAGUGGCUGCUCUGUAAGUAAAUUCAUACUGUCCCCUGUGUACAAUGUGCUUCAGUUCUGACAUAUGUUUAUUAAAGUCAUCAUGUUACUGUCUUCAUUUCAGAUCAGAUGUGACCUUAAUGAUUCUCCUGUGGCCUCAGGAGUUCAU